Molecule: messenger RNA, 1542 nt
Organism: Aureobasidium namibiae CBS 147.97
Lineage: Eukaryota; Fungi; Ascomycota; Dothideomycetes; Dothideales; Saccotheciaceae
Exons: 5
Coding region: 1-1542 (513 amino acids)
Biological process (GO): regulation of gene expression
Cellular component (GO): nucleus
Molecular function (GO): protein binding
Source: RefSeq, a predicted model, not a curated record
AUGACGACCCUCAAAUCACUGCUCGAGCGACUGGAUCUCGCGCGCUAUCACGAUGCCUUUGUUGAUGAAGGCUUCGACACAUGGGACACGCUCAUGGAUAUCACCGAGUCGGAUCUCGAGGCUCUCGGCGUGAAACUUGGCCAUCGACGGAAACUCCAGCGAGCCAUCCUUGAAGCAUCCAAAGACAGAAUUCCUCUGCCGCUGCUCCUGACGUCCGAGUCGCGCGACGAAUCUGCUGGCCUCGAUGGAUUCAAGAAAAGCCAGCCCCCUCAACUCCAGCAACAAACUUCCAAUGGCUCUCAGGAUCACGACACUGCAAGUCGAACCAGCGGACCACCACCACAGAGGAGCAAACGAAAGUACAGGCGUCAUCCCAAAGCAGACGAGCAUGCACCAGAGCGCCCCCCUUCGGCAUACGUCAUCUUUUCAAAUCAAAUCCGCGAUCAACUCAAAGGGCAGGAACUCUCCUUCACCGAGAUUGCCAAGCUGGUAGGUGAGCGAUGGCAGGAGCUGCAGGCACACGAAAAGGAACCCUGCGAACGCGAGGCUCAAGCUCUCAAGGAUACGUACUAUUCGGAACUCAGGAAAUACAAAAAGACACCCCAGUAUCAGCAGUAUCAGGACUAUCUGGCCGAGUUCAAGGCCAAACACUCGGGCGACGCCAACCAACAGCAACAAGGCCCGGACUACAAGAAAUCAAAACUUCGACCCGAGACCAGCAGCCAAUCGCGCAUCUUUGAAGAGUCGGUUGUCGACGGCGAAGAAGGUGCUGAUGCUAUGGACGGCGUUGAUGGCGAUGAUGGUAUGGACGGCAUUGACGGCACAUACAACCAGCCGCCGUCGCCAUUAGACAAAGUCCGAGCUUCACCCACCCAUAGCCCGACCAACCUCGAACGCUACCGCCUUUUUCCCAUCCCCAGAGGCCCGUCAGACUCGACUACUUCCUCGGCCUACUCGACCUGGCGGUCCAACCAACCUAGCCAGCCUCACCCCUCGCUGCAUCGCUACACCACCAUGUCCACACUUUCGUCGGACCAAGACUCGCGCUCGCUGGCUUCCUCUUACCCUGCUCCCACCACUACUCCUACUACCGCUCCCGCCACUUCUCCCACAACUGCUCCUACGAACGGUGCCGCUCCUGCCUCCGCUCCUCUAGGUUCCGCCCUCCAUUCUAGUGCGACAAACAAACCUGCUCCAACCACAAACACAAUUCUUCCCCCUAUCAACUCCUUGACCUCCAUAGCUACGCGCAACUCCGCGGAUACCCCUCUCCUUAACUGGCCCUUGCAUACCACACUGCCCCUUCUCGAUCCGAGAGCCAUGUCGAAACGCUCGACUCCGGAUUCGCUUUACUCGUCUCCACGGAUGCACCAAGUCACUCAACCAGGACAGUCACUACGUUCCCCACCGUGGCAGUCGACGCAUGAUGCAACUGAUGGUAAUAUCAAGAACAAGGCUUCGCUGUCUACUUUGCUCCGCGCCACCGAACACGUCGAACGUGACGACAAAUCCCGCUCGUCCGAUUCGACACGCAAGAGGUAG